CCUUCGUCUGUAUCUCCUUCUCACUUCUCAACUCUUCUUCACUGUUAAACUUCCAAGUUUGAGACUUCGUUUUCAUGGUGGAGAGAUAGACAGCGAUAGGCUUUUUGUGUUUUCACUUUCUGUACAGAACAAAAUCGUAGAGAGGAAAACAAAGCUUAUAACAAAACAGAACAAGAAGAGUGACAGAGGUUUUAGGGAUAUUCAUAAAAUUUCCGCCAUUAAUGGCUGGAAAUAAGGUAAAACAAGCAAUGGGUUUUCAGAAAUCAUCGGCUCCAACAACAACAUCAAAACCAGAAGAAAGAACAACACCAAAACGUACACAAUCAUGUCCAUCGCCAUCACCAGGUAGUUCAACUACAAAACAGAAGACUGUGUUUUCCCGUUCUUUUGGGGUUUAUUUUCCUCGUUCUUCAGCUCAAGUUCAACCUCGUCCACCAGAUGUUAGUGAUUUGCUUAAAGUCGUUGAAGAAUUAAGAGAAAGAGAAUGCCAUCUUAAAACUAAAAUCAUCGAACAAAAGCUUUUGAAACAAUCUGUUGCGAUCGUUCCGUAUUUAGAAAGUGAAAUUACUUCGAAAAAUUCAGAAAUUGAAGUUUGUAAUAAGAAAAUUGAAGAGUUAGAAUGUGAUAAUGAGAGAUUAAAGAAGGAAUUAGAGAUGAAGAUCGAAGAAGAGAGGAAAGAAAAUGAGAAAUUUGUUAAAGAGAUGGAAGUUGAGAUUUCAGAGCUUAAAAAAACAAUCGAAGAACAGAAGAAAACAAUUACAGAACAAAGUCGAACCGAUUCAUCGUUAUCUGCAUCAUCGUCAAACAAAUUAUCAAGUUGCAUUGAAUCUGGUCACAAUGCUCUGCAUUCCAGGUCUAAUUCCACUGAAGAAGUAUUAUCAACAUCACAGAGAUUUAUGGGAUUGGUGGAUGUAACUACGAAAACAAAUCUAGCCGUGAGGAAUUUGAAAAGGGGAGUAGCAUUGAAACCUUUAGAGAUUGUUGCGAAUCAAGACAAUAAUCAACAUAAACAUAUUGAAAUUACAGAUCCGAAGAAAGUAGAAGUGGAAAUUGAGAGGAAUCAUCAUCAAUCUGAAGAAAUGUCAGUGAUUUCUAGUAGUAUUAAAUCUCGAAUCCCUAGGGUUCCUAAACCUCCUCCAAAACCUUCAUCAUCAACAACAACAACACCAUUACCAUCUCCCACUUCAUCUUCAUCAUCAUCUUCAAGUUCUGAUUCUUCUUCAACUGAAGAAACGAACUCUAAAAGCUUGUCUUCAGCUGCGCCUCCUCCUCCACCGCCACCACCACCUCUAACGGGGAGAAAGACGACUGCACCACCUCCACCACCACCGCCUCCUCCUCCAACAGCAAAAAAGACGAAUGUACCUCCUCCUCCACCUCCUCCUCCUCUGGCAAAAAAGACGCUUGCACCCCCUCCACCUCCGCCAUUGCCAUUUAAAGGGGGAAAAAUUGGUCCUACUAAGGUCAAAAGAGUACCGGAAGUUGUGGAGUUCUAUCAUUCUUUAAUGCGGAGAGAUUCAAAGAAAGAAUCCGGAAUCUCUGGGUCUGACACUCCGGCCGCCGCUAACGCUCGUGAUAUGAUCGGAGAAAUUGAGAAUCGGUCUGCCCAUCAACUAGCUAUCAAGUCAGAUGUUGAAACCCAAGGUGAUUUCAUCAAAUCUCUGAUAAAAGAAGUUGAAAAUGCUACUUUCACUAACAUUGAAGAUGUUGUUGCUUUUGUUAAAUGGCUUGAUGAUGAGCUUUCAUACCUGGUGGAUGAAAGAGCAGUUCUUAAACACUUUGAAUGGCCUGAGCAAAAAGCAGAUGCAUUAAGGGAAGCUGCAUUUGGUUAUUGUGACUUAAAAAAGCUUGAAUUAGAAGCUUCAAAUUUCAUUGAUGAUACUAGACAACCUUGUGGAACUGCCUUGAAAAAGAUGCAAACUUCACUUGAAAAAUUAGAACAUGGAGCUUAUAAUUUAUCAAGAAUGAGAGAAUCUUCAACUAAUAAAUACAGGGGUUUUCACAUUCCUACUGAUUGGAUGCUUGAAACAGGAUUUGUUGCUCAGAUCAAACUUGCAUCAGUCAAGCUAGCCAUGAAGUUCAUGAACAGGGUUUCAACUGAACUGGAGGCCGCAGGUGGCGCUCCUGAAUUGGAAGAAUUGAUGCUCCAAGGUGUAAGAUUCGCCUUCCGAGUGCAUCAGUUUGCAGGAGGUUUCGAUGCAGAAACAAUGAGAGCAUUUCAGGAGUUAAGAAACAAAUCUAAAUCAUGCCAUAUACAAUGCCAAAACCAGCAGCAACAAAAACUUUUAUGCAGGUCUACACCUUGCUAACCUGUCGUAAAUAAUCCAGCUUCAAGUCACCACUCUGGAUCCCUCUUGUAAAAAUACGUAAACUACACGUUUAUCGAACAAAUUAUGUAAUACCAGUUUUCAACACUCGGAUAUAUUUGUAUUACAUCACAUGAAAAGAUGUAUUUGUACUGCUUUAUGUACGAGCUAUACAUUUUUCGGAACCGGUUACAUUUCAGAUGCUUCCAUAUCUUAUACUACCAUGUACGAUGUGGGAACGACUUCAAGAGAUGACUCCCCUAAAAAUCAUGUGUAGAACAGCAUGAAGGAAGCUAAGGACUUGUGAUUCUCCAUGGAGAAAGAAUAUUACAGUUGGGAAUA
Papaver somniferum (opium poppy) is the source of this 2648-nucleotide messenger RNA. RefSeq names its product protein CHUP1, chloroplastic-like. Gene Ontology annotation, biological process: chloroplast organization. Lineage: Eukaryota; Viridiplantae; Streptophyta; Magnoliopsida; Ranunculales; Papaveraceae. Gene Ontology annotation, cellular component: chloroplast outer membrane. The record is from RefSeq and is a predicted model, not a curated record. The transcript has 6 exons. Bases 222 to 2309 code for a protein of 695 amino acids.